Phycomyces blakesleeanus NRRL 1555(-) is the source of this 1959-nucleotide messenger RNA. RefSeq lists its product as hypothetical. The record is from RefSeq and is a predicted model, not a curated record. Gene Ontology annotation, molecular function: protein binding. NCBI's taxonomy places the organism in Eukaryota, Fungi, Mucoromycota, Mucoromycetes, Mucorales, Phycomycetaceae. The transcript has 3 exons. Bases 1 to 1959 code for a protein of 652 amino acids.
AUGGCAGCAAGAUUACCUGACGGCGUUCUGAACAUAAUUCUCAGUGAACUAGGUCAAAGAGAUAUAAAGGCAUGCUUUGGUGUAUGUAGAAAAUGGAACACGAUCUUUGUCCCUGAUACUUGGAAAUUCCUUAAAAUUACGGAAAAAGAUAAACUUCUCGCUCUCUGUAAAUUGCUCAUAACACCUACAGGAGAGGCAAAAGACUACGACUAUGUAAAAAGGAUCGAACUUCCACACCCCCUUGGCGUACUCGAAGCGGUCCUGCUUAUUCAACAAAAGUUCCCUCACAUAACGGAACUCGAUACUCAUUUCAAAAACUUGUUCAGACGAGAGCCGAUUGAAAAGGUUGCUUUUAGCCGCUGGGCGUCUUUAACAAAUCUGCGAUUCAGUGCCAUCUUUGAUUACGGUAGAGACUGUAUGGAUGCUUUCUUUAAAGGAUUGCUGGAUUUACCCCAGCUAGAGGUUCUGACAUAUGACGCCAAGCUGAGGAGUAUACCAGUCAAUUUUGAAGAUCUCGAUAUCAUACACACAAAUGCACCACAGCUAAAGAUCCUAAACAUCUAUAUCAUGAUCAUCCACUUAUCUGAGAGAGACAUCGAGCUUCUAGAAACACACGAUCGGAUGUAUCAGCUAGAAGAAGUCAAUAUACAGCUGCUUUCUGAUGAUUACCGAUCACUGGCUUACCUUGCAAGCAAGUACCCAACAAUGAAAAGCCUGGAUUGGGAAUAUAGGGAGAGAUCUGACUUGGAGCAAUAUUACCGUGAAGUACCCGAGCUGUUCUCCAUAAAAGAAGAUUACUUUGAAGAAGCCCAGUCAUUACUUUUGGGUAUGGAGGAAAAGCCAUUCCAACAACUGGAAGAAUUUGGCCUAACCUGCGACGAAUCUGAUUAUGCUCCCAGACUCCGGGUCUUAAAUCUUCUCAAUACGCUCGAUGUGCCGUAUACCAGUUUCCAUAUCGAGAAGAUUAAUAAACUGCAUUAUGUACCACCCAAUAAUGAACUGCUCGAAACUCUUGAUCAACUGCCGUCAACAAUCACAGGCAUAUCUCUGAACUGGAAGUCAUUAAAUAAUGACUAUAAACAAGCUUUACAACAGCUCGGCUUGUAUGAUUCCUUGUCGAGUUUAACUAUCGUUUCUAAGUUUCUCAAAGUUGAACUGGAUGUCCUGUUUAAUACCUGCAGAAACCUAAAGUCUUUGUCGCUCGAUUGUCGUAUCUGCAUUUCUGACGAUUACCUAGACACAGAUCCGAGCUUCCAACUCGAUUCAGUGGUCUUGGAUGGAGGUUCAUUUGAUUCGUCCGCGUUGGCUUACCUUGGGAGACAUUGCCUUGAUUGCAAAAAUUUCUCUUUCGAAAGAUCCACACUUCUUUACGAAAGCUUAGUUGACACUUCUUCUGUCCAGAUCGACAUGACUUGGGCAAAUAUCAAAAAUCUAAAGCUUUUCAACGCAGCGAUCCCUGAAGACGAAUGGACGGGACAUUAUUCAUCAAGCACAAUACGUCUUUUAUCUGUGACUCAAGCAUAUCCUUUAUCACAUAAAAUAAAUUAUGACAACGACAACGACAAUGAGCCUGAUAUCGAGUUAUCUACCAGCUCUGCUACCAAGACAGAGUGGUUCUUCCUUCCUAAAGAGUCACGCUAUGGAUCUACUGAAUAUAACAAGGAAUUGAGCAAGAGUCAAGGAAGAAGUAUCGAAGAAUACUUUUUAUCUGCUGAAGAGGAUCGCUACCUCGAUGCAAGCGCCUUCAUUAAUCUUUAUGAAAAGACAAAUUUGCCCAUGACAAGCUAUGUGAAACAACUCAGAAAAUCGGGUUGGGAAGAGGAAUGGAAGAAAAUUCUAGAAUAUGGAUAUAUAAAUCUAACGAUUGUCUUCUUUUUGCUUGCUUGCAAAGGUGAAGAUGAGGGUGAAGGUGAUUAUGAGAAUAAAUAUGAAGGUGGAUAUGCAGACAACAUAAUUUAA